GCAACUAUCAUGACAAAGCCAACAGGUAAGCAGAGCUGCGUUGUAUUUUAUUGGAUGCUCAAGUUAAAGUUCUGGUAAGUGGCGCAAUGCAUUUUGCAAGUGUGAAGUAUAAUGUACGUUGAAAUGUAAUUGGGGGAAAGACACAAUAAACUUUUUUUUUUUUUUAAUCAUUGAGUUUCAACAUUGUUGAGUUAAACACGGCAGCUUGUACAGGUUGCCAUUCAUUGUGUGCCACUGAAUUUAACUUGUAGCGUAUAACGGGGAUUUGUAACGCAACAAAGUAGCCGCUAGAGGGCGCGAGGCAAUUGAGACGCUUGUACUCCAUAGCCAUGCGCAAAAGAGAAACUGAUCCGUUACAUCGAGGCGUGUUGACUUAUGAGGUAGGUCACGUUCCCGGAAGUCCGCUACUGGCUCAGCCAACCAAUCAGCAGAAGCCUUUAUGGCUCUUCCUCCUCUCAGGAGGCACACAGUUUUGUUUUUCAGAGCCGUGAAGACAACAUGGACUUCCUAAGUGACCGAGAUGUGCAAAAGUACUUUGAGGACGGCUACGUGGUUCUGGACGGGUUCCUGACGCCCGGCGAGUGCGACGAGCUGCGUCAGAGGAUGUCGGAGAUCGUGGACGCCAUGGAUGUGCCGGCGCACUGCCGCACCACCUUCUCCACCUACCAGCAGGAGCAGCUCAGAGAGCAGGUCAGCGGCUUCGGUGCUGGGGAACGCCGACUAUUUCAUCACCAGUGGAGAUAAGAUCCGUUUUUUCUUCGAGAAGGGAGUUUUUGACGAUAAAGGAGAGUUUGCGGUGCCCAAGGAUCGAUCGCUCAAUAAAGUGGGACACGCCCUGCAUGCUCAUGAACCUUUGUACGAAAAAGUUACCCAUUCAGACAAAGUUCAGGGAAUUGCCAGGAAGCUUGGCCUGGUUCAUCCUGUCAUUUUGCAGAGCAUGUACAUCUUCAAGCAACCCAGGAUUGGCGGAGAAGUGAUGUCACACCAGGAUGCCACCUUCUUGUACACGGAGCCCCUGGGAAGGGUGAUGGGCCUGUGGGUGGCCCUGGAAGACGCCACCGUCAACAACGGCUGCCUGUGGUUCCUGCCGGCCUCGCACAACAGCGCUGUGACUCGACGGAUGGUGAGGACGCCGCCGGGCACCUUCCCCCUGACGGACUUCAUCGGCACGGAGCGGGACUACGACGCUGACAAGUUUGUCCCGGUAGAAGUUAAAAAAGGUGGCGUGGUGCUGAUCCACAGCCAAGUGGUGCACCGCAGCGCCGAGAACGUAUCCGAGGACUCGCGCCACGUCUACACCUUCCAUCUCAUGGAGGCCCACCAAACCCGCUGGAGUCCAGACAACUGGCUGCAGCCCACCGAAGAACUUCCUUUCCCACCCCUCUACACCAAAUGACGGUUUGUUCCCAAUUCUUCUUCAAAGCAUUCAUACAAAUGAUUUAGGGCCAAGGAAAAAAGAGGAACGAGAAACACACCUGAUAUUGGUGCAUGUACUUUAAUGAUCGUGACAGAACGGUUGUACAAAUAAUUUCAUUUCGAUACUUUCGAUACUCAAAUGGAAAUAGAUUCAAAGCAAAAUGACACGAUGAAAUAAAAAUGCAGGGCGAUCUCG
Messenger RNA from Syngnathus typhle (broad-nosed pipefish), 1612 nucleotides. It is a transcript of the gene phyhd1, whose product is annotated as phytanoyl-CoA dioxygenase domain containing 1. NCBI's taxonomy places the organism in Eukaryota, Metazoa, Chordata, Actinopteri, Syngnathiformes, Syngnathidae. The record is from RefSeq and is a predicted model, not a curated record. The coding region runs from base 629 to 1396 and encodes 255 amino acids. The transcript is spliced from 10 exons.